UAAAUUUCGGUUGGUGUUCGAAAUACGAAAAACGAGUGAAAAGAACAAAAACGUAACACAAAACCCUCUUUUUUUUUCUUCUUAUAAUUUCAAUUUCAGUUUCAAUUCACUUUCUUCGUUCUCUUCCAGUGGAACUUGAUGAAAUAGCAGUGAAACGACAUCGUUUCAGCGAGAGUGCGUAAUCAUGGCCGAAAAGGGUUACCUGCAACUGAAGGAGCUAGGAUCCAAGCUCGAUACCGUUCCAUCUUCCAAAGACGCUCUCAUCAAGCUCUUGAAGCAAGCAACCACAUGCCUUGCGGAGUUGGAUCAAUCACCUUUGACUACAACACGGGAUUCAAUGAAUCCCUUUUUUAAUGCAAUUGUUAAGCCAGCAUUGCUGAACCACCAAGAUAAAGAUGUCAGACUUCUGGUUGCAACAUGUAUUAGUGAGAUAACUCGGAUCACCGCACCUGAAGCUCCUUAUAAUGAUGAAAUUUUAAAGGAUACCUUUCGAUUGACUGUGAGCACUUUUAGUGGUCUAAGUGAUACUAGUGGUCUAUCAUUUGGACGGAGAGUUGUUAUAUUGGAGACUCUUGCAAAGUAUAGGUCGUGUGUUGUGAUGUUGGACCUUGAAUGUGAUGAUUUGGUCUAUGAAAUAUUCAGUACUUUUGUUGCAGUUGCCAGAGAUGAUCAUCCAGAAAGUGUCCUGUCAUCCAUGCAAACUAUAAUGGUGGUUCUCUUAGAAGAGAGUGAGGAUGUUCGCGAGGAUCUGUUAUCUAUUUUACUCUCUACAUUAGGCCGUGGAAAUAAAGAUGUUACUAUGGCUGCAAGAAGACUUGCCAUGAAUGUCAUACAGCAAUGCAUGGGAAGACUUGAACCCAGCAUCAAACAACUUUUGCUAUCGUUAAUGUCUGGAGAUAGCAAGCUAGUAAACAAUCAAAUUGAAUACCAUGGAAUUAUCUAUGAUCUGUAUUGUUGUGCUCCUCAGAUCCUAUUUGGAGUUCUCCCUUAUGUGACCGGAGAACUACUGACUAACCAGUUGGAAACCCGUUUGAAAGCAAUGAACCUGGUUGGCGAUAUGAUUUCUAUUCCCGGAACUUCCAUUCCUGAAGCAUUUCAGCCUAUAUUUUCAGAAUUCUUAAAGAGGUUGUCUGAUAGAGUUGUUGAGGUUCGCAUGUCUGCCCUUGAGCAUGUAAAGAACUGUCUGCUGUUGAAUCCUUUUAGAGCCGAAGCUUCUCAAAUAUUAUCUGCCCUUUGCGAACGGCUGAUGGAUUUUGAUGAAAAUGUUCGAAAGCGUGUUGUGGCUGUUAUAUGUGAUGUGGCAUGUCAUGCCCUAAAUGCAAUUCCACUUGAAACGAUGAAAUUUGUAGCGGAACGGCUUCGCGAUAAAUCUGUAUGUAUAUCUAAAUUUUGUUAUUUAUUUAUUUAUAUUUUCGUGAUAAAUCUAUUUGUUGAUUUAGACUAUGGUAUCUCAUUUCCCUUUUUUACUUUACAUUUGCAGCUACUUGUUAAAAAGUAUACUAUGGAGAGGUUGGCUGAAGUGUAUAGAGUUUAUUGUGAGAAAAGCUGUGACAUAGCCAAUCUCAAUGAAUAUUACUGGAUUCCUGGGAAGAUCAUUAGAUGUUUCUAUGACAAAGAUUUCAGAUCUGAUAUAAUUGAAUCUAUUUUAUGCGGAUCCCUAUUUCCAGUUGAGUUUUCAAUUAGUGAUAUUGUUAAACAUUGGGUUGGGAUUUUCUCUGGUUUUGAUAAAGUGGAGGUCAAGGCUCUUGAAAAGAUAUUAGAGCAGAAACAAAGGUUACAGCAAGAGAUGCAGAAGUAUCUGUCUCUGAGGCAGAUGCAUCAGGAAAGAGAUGUUCCCGAGGUCCAGAAAAAGAUUAUUUUCUGUUUCAGAGUAAUGUCCCAUUUGUUUGCUGACCCCAUAAAGGCUGAAGAGAGUUUCCAGAUUCUCGAUCAAUUAAAAGAUGCUAAUAUUUGGAAGAUUUUGGCAAAUCUUGUUGAUCCAAAUACUAGCCUCCAUCAAGCACGCUCCUAUCGGGAUGGUAUGCUUGCAAUACUUGGCGUAAAACACCGUCUCUAUGAAUUUCUGAAUACAUUCUCUAUGAAGUGCUCCUAUGUGCUUUUCAACAAGGAGCAUGUAAAAGAAAUUUUUGUAGAAAUAGUAGCUCAAAAAUCUGCAGAGAAUGCUCAGCGUACACAGUCUUGCAUGAAUUUAUUGGUGAUAAUUGCUCGUUUCUGUCCAUUGCUUCUUAAUGGCAGUGAGGGGGAACUGAUGAAUCUACUGAAGGAUAACAAUGACACUAUUAAAGUAGGUGCUCUUAAUGCUUUAGCUAAGGCCGGCGCUACUAUUCGUAAACAACUUUCAGCCAAGUCAAGUUCGGUAGACCUUAUGUUGGAGACAUUAUGUUUAGAAGGCAGUCGAAGGCAGGCAAAAUAUGCUGUCCAUGCAUUGGCUGCGAUAACAAAGGAUGACGGCCUCAAGUCUCUUUCUGUUCUAUACAAGAAACUUGUAAAUAUGCUAGAAGAAAAAACACAUCUGCCUGCAGUACUGCAGUCCCUGGGGUGUAUAGCGCAGACCGCAAUGCCUGUUUUUGAAACUAGAGAGAAUGAGAUUAAAGAAUUUAUAAUAAACAAGCUUCUGAAAAGCGACGGUAAAGAUCACACUAGAACAUCUUGGGGUGAUAAAAGCGAUCUCUGUAUGUUGAAGAUAUAUGGUAUUAAAACCUUAGUAAAGAGCUACCUGCCUUUCAAUGAUGCUCAUGUUCGUCUUGAUAUUGAGAGUCUUCUGGAUAUCCUUAGGAAGAUGCUAUCUUAUGGUGAAAUAUCAAAAGACCUACAAUCAAGUCCAGUUGAUAAGGCUCAUUUGAGGCUUGCUUCCGCAAAGGCUGUUAUUCGUUUGUCAAGGGUUUGGGAUCAAAAGAUACCCGUUGAUAUUUUCUACUUAACUUUAAGGGUAUCUGAGAUAAGCUUUCCUCAAGCUAAGAAGGUUUUUUUAAACAAAGUUCACCAAUAUGUUAAAGACCGCCUUUUGGAUGCUAAAUAUGCAUGUGCUUUCUUAUACAACAUAUUUGGAUCCAAGCCACAUGAAUUUGCAGAGGCUAAACAGAAUCUGGCAGACAUUAUUCAAAUGCUCUACCAGGCAAAGGCACGGCAAAUUCCAGUGCAAUCAGAUUCAAGUUCUUUGACCAUAUACCCUGAAUACAUUCUUCCGUACCUCGUUCAUACACUUGCUCAUAACUCAUGUCCCAGUGUUGAGGAGUGCAAGGAUGUUGGAGCAUAUGAUAAUAUAUACCGGCAGUUGUACUUGAUACUGUCAAUAUUACUUCAACGAGAUGAAGGUGCCAGAUCAGAAGUAACCACUAACAAAGAAAAAGAAAUCAUAUCCACUAUCACUUCAAUCUUUAAGAGUAUCAAACUCUCCGAAGAUACGGUUGACACAUCAAAGACAAAGAUUUCUCAUACAAUAUGUGACCUUGGGUUAGCAAUAACUAAACGAUUAGUGCUGAAGGAUGUUGAUCUGCAAGAGUUGUCCCAUUUGAUGUCUCUACCUCCAAUGCUAUACAAAGCAUUUGAGAAGAAGGAAGGAGGUGACACUAUGGUAAGUGAAGUGAAAAGCUGGGUUGUGGAUGAUACCGCCUUGGCUCACUUUGAAUCUCUUGAGCUAGAAAUGGUCCAAUCCCAAUCAGCGGAGGAUGAAGCUUCAAAGGAUAAUGAAGAAAACAAAAUACCUUUGGGAGUGAUGUUGAAGCAAAUCAAAUCUCAGAGAAUUAAUGGUAAAAAGGUGAAAAAGAUUAAGUCUGUGCCAGCUGAAACAGAAAAGGUUGAAAAUGAUUUUUCUAUCUUGAAUACGGCCAGACAAACCAACUUGGACAACUUGGGGUCACCUACUAAUGUUGAACAAUGUAAUGGUCAUGAACAUUCUUUAAGUAAGAAAACAACGGAGGAUCCAGAGCAUGCUACAGGUCAAAAAAGAAAAACCGGUGAAAUAACACCUGCUCCACUGUCUAAACGUAGUAGGCCUUCCUCUGCUCGUGGUAAACUGAGAUUGUCAACUACUACAUUAAAGGCAUCUCGAAGAGUAUCAGGGGAAAACUCCCCUCGAGCAAAAUUAGUGUUGGAUGCAGAUAUUAACACUGAUACAGAUAGUGACAUGCAGAAAAUAACGCUCAAAGACUUCUUAGUGUCCUCAUCAAAACAAAAGGUUAAGGGCUCGGAAAGCUAUCACAGUAAUGAGUCGAAUAAACAUGAUGAAUAUGACAUGAAGAGUCAUGAUGAUUUGGAACAAAGUGAAAAGACUACAAGUAAUAAUUUCAAGUCAGCCACAUGUGUUGGUAAGAAGAAUAAAAGAAAAAGUACUGCAGGAUUGACAAAGUGCACAAUGAAGAAAGGUGAAAUUGAUCCUGAAGAUCUAAUUGGUUGCAGAAUCAAAAUUUGGUGGCCUACGGACAAGAAAUUUUAUGAAGGAACUAUCAAGUCUUAUGAUUGUUUAAAAAAGAAGCAUGUGAUAUUAUAUGAUGAUGGAGAUGUAGAAAUACUUCGUUUGGACAAGGAGCGCUGGAAGCUUUUGGACAAGGGUCGUAAAUCUACUAAGAAGAUAAAACGCUUAUCACUUGAGACUUUUGGGCGCAAACAUAAUGGUUCACCAAGUAAAAAGAAAAAGAAAAUAGUUAAUGAUAAACAAUCUCCAAGCAAGCCUGUAAAACCUAGAAAAAAAUAUGCAUCGAAAAGUGAUAUCCAUCGGGAGGAGGCCAAAGAGACAUCUGAGUUAUCAAACCAUGAAGAGACCAUGACUUCCAAAGCUGAUGAGAUGAACUCAGGUGGUUCAGAAGUGGAACUGGCAUCAGGGUCCGACGAAAUCACAACAAAGGGGAAGAAAUCUAACAAGAAAGUGAGAUCAGUUUCCAAAAGAAAGAAGCUCAAGAAAACCAAGAACUUUCGUAAUAUGGGAGAAUCAGAUGAAGAUAAUCAGGAUUAUAGUGAGAGGAGUUCUGAAGAUCGAGAGAGUGUCCCGCAAUAUAGCUCAGACGAGAGGAAUGCGGAUGAAACAACUGAAGCUUCGAGGGAAAAUGUUAACGACGAAGAAGAAUCGGAGUCUGAAGAGGAUCAAGAUAACAGCAACGAGGGUGAUAGUCCUGGAGAAACAAAUAAAUCACAUAUAGAGCCAUCAAGUUCUGAUGACGUCAGCAUUGCUGAUAUUUCUGACGACGCUCCUCUGAGCAAAUGGAAGUGUCAAACGGGGAAGAAAAGUUCAGGAAAAACGCGAUGAGCAGUUAAAAGUUGCAGCUCGAGUCUGUCAAGACUGCUGCAGAGGUGAUGCUGUAAAAAGUACAGGUGUCGACUUGUGUGAAGAUAACUGCUGAAUUGGAGAUCUUUAGUUAUUAACAUACACUAAUAAAUAUGCUUUCCAUACCUUACUGUAGAAUGUAAAAUAACACCAGUCAUUCUGACGUUUCAGAAAGGAAAAUGAUAAGGUUUUAUUAGGGUUACGUUCAUGCUAAAUGACCUUUUGUUAGUACAGGUGAUAGGUUCAGCAUAUGAUUCAUUAAGGUGUUGUUCACCCUUCCAACAUAGAUGAUAUAGUUGACGAGAUAAUCGACAAUGUGUACAGCUAUACGUGGGGAUAUUUAUUUAUACCUCUAGUGUUAACUGAUAAGGACAACCAUACUAUCAACUCCUUAAUUUGUAUGGAAUCAUUGACAAGCA
Molecule: messenger RNA, 5679 nt
Organism: Lathyrus oleraceus (garden pea)
Lineage: Eukaryota; Viridiplantae; Streptophyta; Magnoliopsida; Fabales; Fabaceae
Product: sister chromatid cohesion protein PDS5 homolog A
Exons: 32
Coding region: 185-5242 (1685 amino acids)
Biological process (GO): DNA repair; mitotic sister chromatid cohesion
Cellular component (GO): nucleus; chromatin
Source: RefSeq, a predicted model, not a curated record